Molecule: messenger RNA, 519 nt
Organism: Aspergillus candidus
Lineage: Eukaryota; Fungi; Ascomycota; Eurotiomycetes; Eurotiales; Aspergillaceae
Exons: 2
Coding region: 332-487 (51 amino acids)
Source: RefSeq, a predicted model, not a curated record
GGCAGAACAAAGCUAAGGCACUAAAAAAAAUAAGAAAAAAGAAACAUUUUGCUUUAGCUAAUGUACCAAGUUCUAUUUUGAUAAAAUAGUCACCAGAGGUCUUUGGAAUCUGCAUAAUAAUGGCAAAUGAUUUCGCUAUUGCCACCGUCAAGCACGUACCAGCUCUCCAGGCGAUAAAGCUACAUUUUAGAAAAUAAAACAGCUCCAAGAGGAAAGGAACACUGAUGAUUGGGAAGAAGUCCCUUUCCCCAGCCCACCCCAUUCCAGUUUGGAUUAUGUCUACACAGUCGAUCUGAAUACCGCGGUAAUAACGAUCUCUACGUGGACAAAAAUGAACGGGAUUAUACCAUCGACUUUCCGAAUCGAACUUCCAGAAGUUCACGAGGCUUCGGAUCUAUCGCUUGAGUGUCUACUUCAGAAAGCAGACAGACCUUUGGAGCGAUUUCUGAGACUGACAUCUGAAUUGUGUCAAACUCAGAAUAGUUAGGACACUCGGGUGUUGGUAUGUCAAACCUCCAG